Micropterus dolomieu (smallmouth bass) is the source of this 1420-nucleotide messenger RNA. Its product is annotated as class I histocompatibility antigen, F10 alpha chain-like. Gene Ontology annotation, cellular component: external side of plasma membrane. Bases 86 to 1195 code for a protein of 369 amino acids. Gene Ontology annotation, biological process: immune response. The record is from RefSeq and is a predicted model, not a curated record. The transcript has 8 exons. Lineage: Eukaryota; Metazoa; Chordata; Actinopteri; Centrarchiformes; Centrarchidae.
UCGUACUGUAAGUACGGUAUCUUUCUCAGGAUAAAGAAACAUGUCAACCCAUUUGUGUUUUUUAUAGGAAAAAUCGAAGCUUUUGAUGCGACAGGUCACAAUGAAGACCCUGGUUUUCCUGGCUCUUUUGGAAGUAUGCAUACAUUGCGCGGCAGCUGUGACUCACUCUCUGAAGUAUUUCUACACUGCGUCUUCUGGAGUUCCAAACUUCCCAGAGUUUGUGACUGUUGGGUUGGUUGAUGAAGUUCAGAUAAGUCACUAUGACAGCAUCACCAUGAGAGCAGUAACCAAACAGGACUGGAUGAGCAGAGUCACAGCAGAUGAUCCUCAGUACUGGGAGAGGCAGACUCAGGGAUUGAAUGACACAAAGGAGCUGUUCAAAGGCAACAUUGAAAUUGCAAAGCUGCGCUUCAACCAAACUGGAGGUUUCCACAUUUACCAGAACAUGUACGGCUGCGAGUGGGACGAUGAGACUGAAGAGGUUAGAGGUUAUGAUCAGCAUGGUUAUGAUGGAGAAGACUUCAUAGUAUUUGACCUGAAGACAGAGACAUGGACUGCUCCAACACCACAGGCUUUCAUUACCAAACAAAAGGUUGAACAUGACAAAGCUUUGAUUGCAUAUGACAAGAACUACCUGACCAAGGAGUGCGUUGACUGGCUGAAGAAAUAUGUGGACUAUAGGAGGAGCUUUCUGCUGAGAAAAGACCCUCUCUCAGUGUCUCUCCUCCAGAAGACUCCCUCCUCUCCAGUCAGCUGCCACGCUACAGGUUUCUACUUUGAAGCAGGUGGGCUACUUUCUACUUGCGACAGAGCCAAGAUGUUCUGGAGGAAAGAUGGAGAGGAGCUUCAUGAGGACGUGGACCAGGGAGAUAUCCUCCCCAACAACGAUGGAUCCUUCCAGAUGAGUGUUGACCUGAAUCCUCCAACUGGAGACUGGGAGAAGUACGAAUGUGUGUUUCAGCUCGCUGGUGUGAAGAACGACAUCGUCACCAAACUGGAGAAACCAAAGAUCAGAACCAACGGAGGGAAUCCCUCUGACAUGACUGUCAUCAUCGUCAUUGUUGCAGUGGUUGUUCUUGCUCUCGUCGCCAUCGCUGUCAUUGGAUACUUCAUUUACAAAAAGAACAAAGCCAAACGCCCUCCAUCUCCUGUAAGCAACCCUGAAGUUUUGGAGGAGCUGAAUCCAAAAGCCUAAAUGACAAACACGCCACCCUGAACACAGUUUAUGGAUAACUUUUACAUUGGAUCAAGAAACAUCCUCCUCUGUAAACUGGGAAUUCAUUGAUUAUUGAUCACCUUUUAUAAACUGAUAGAAUCAGGGUUGGGAUUGAGGAGUAAAUGCUUAUUGAAUGCCUUACAAUGAAAACCAAUUUUAAAAAUUAGUUAACAAAAAAAAAUCAAAUGUUAUCAAAUAUUAACA